Messenger RNA from Zophobas morio, 1768 nucleotides. RefSeq lists its product as uncharacterized. NCBI's taxonomy places the organism in Eukaryota, Metazoa, Arthropoda, Insecta, Coleoptera, Tenebrionidae. Gene Ontology annotation, cellular component: MICOS complex. The transcript has 13 exons. The coding region runs from base 19 to 1761 and encodes 580 amino acids. Gene Ontology annotation, biological process: cristae formation. The record is from RefSeq and is a predicted model, not a curated record.
CUUCGUUAGAAUUUUAAAAUGAUUUCAACAAGAAUGCUUAAGGUUUUUUGGAGAAGAAAAAUACCUUUAUUUACUGUUAAACAGCAGCAUUUGCGCUAUGCUCAUCUCUCUGACCAAAAUAAAUAUAAAGGACGGGUGCUGUUAAAGAAAAUUAUUUUAGGCUCACUUUUUUUAUUAAGCGCCGGAUAUGGUGCAGCUGUUAUUAUAUCACAAAACGAUCCCAAAUUUAAAAAGAAAUUUCGCGAGUUGGCUCCUGGCGCUGAUUUAUUGCUAAGCAUGUUUUCUGAAGCACGCGAUGGAUUUAUAAAAGGAAAAAAUUACUCUUCUGAAUUUGAAAAAGAUAUAUCUGACCCUCAAAAAACUGAAAUUUAUGAUGAUGAAAGAAAAGUUUUUGGUGGUGGCAAUAAAGCUAUUGAACCGCCGUAUACUCCGCAAGCAUGCGAAAGGCCAGGAGAAGACAAGUCUAUAAAUGAUCUAAAUGAAGAAAAUAAAGAUUCUCAAAAUGAAGAGAAUGACUCGGAGUUUAAUAAGAGCGAGCAACUUAAAGAAGAUCAUGAGGAAAAUACUCAAUUUGAAAGUAAAACUGAUUCCGAUUAUAAUGAAAGCAACCAAAAUGACGAACUGGAAAUUAACGAAGUCAAGAAAAUGGAAGAGUGCAGCUCAGCGGACAGCAGUGAAGGGGAGGUUGGUUCAGGUGACACUUUUGAGCAAGUAAAAAGCGAAGAAUCCCGUAAGCUUAACGGUCUAGCAGAGUAUGAAAAGGAACUAGAUUUUCUUACAAGACAAACAGAAACGCUUAAUCAAGAACAGGACACGUUAUCUUGCUUGUCGAAAUCCUACGAACUUCAAACUGCUGAGGUUGUGCGCACUGCAGUAAAUAGAGCUGUUGAGAAUGCAAGAGAAAAAUAUGAAAAUGAACUCGAGAAGAUGAAAGCACUUGCUCAAGAAGACAAAGAAAGAGAAUUGGCUGUAAUGCGCUUGAAAUAUAAUGAAGAGAUUGUUUAUAUACAGAGACAUCUAAAAAAACUUUAUGAAAAGUAUUAUAAACAAAAGAUAGAGGAAGAAAAAGCUGAAGUUCUACAAGCGGCUGAAGCGCAAUGUUCUGCGAAUCUUCAAAAAGAGCGUACUGAGCACCUCCAUGUCCUAAAUGAGCUGCGUUCGGCUUUUGAAGAGUUGGAAGCGUCCCUUCAAAAACAUGUGGACGCUACGCGUCGGUAUUCAACGUCCUCAGCGAUGCACUUCGUUAUAUACACUAUUGCGGAUUCGCUUGAGCAUGGGAAGCCCUUUGAGAUAACCAAGAGGGCCUUGGCAGAAAAAUUUAGAUAUGCAAGCCCCCUUUUGCAAACGUCUCUAUCCUGUUUUCCUGAGGAACUCUUUAGGAAUGAAGUUUCAUCCUUUCCGGAACUUGUUAAACGGUUCUCACAAGUCCAAAAAGAAGUACGAAGAGCAUGUUUCCUUCCAGAAGAUGGUGGAGGAUUCGGCACUUACUUGCUCGCUUCCCUUUUAACGAAUUUACCUCUCAACGCUCAGCUACAGCUAUGUCGCUUAUUAAAGAGCGAUGGUUUAUCUCAUGCUACUGACACCCACAACAUUCUCGAAAAAGCUAAACAACACUUGUGGCACGGCCAAUUAUACGAGGCCACUGCGGAGGUCAACCAAUUGCGAGGAUGGCCGAGGUUAUACGCUAAAAAAUGGCUAAAGGAUGCCAGAGUGCACCUUGAAACUAAAGAGGUGCUAACCAUCUUAAAAAGCGAAGUUUAGCGUGUUA